Molecule: messenger RNA, 1212 nt
Organism: Penicillium daleae
Lineage: Eukaryota; Fungi; Ascomycota; Eurotiomycetes; Eurotiales; Aspergillaceae
Product: DNA-binding domain-containing protein
Exons: 2
Coding region: 1-1212 (403 amino acids)
Source: RefSeq, a predicted model, not a curated record
AUGCCUCCCAAAGACCCUGAACGCGCUGCAGAGAAAGCGGCCCGCGAGGCGCGUAUCCAGCAAGCUGUUGCUGAAGCUCGCACCCUCGAAAAGCCAAACUUCAGUGCCCUGUCUCGCAAAUAUGACCUCCGUCGCGAUGUCAUCAAGUAUCGUCUAACUGGUAUCCUGUCCCAAAGGGUACCCGUAUCGCUGAAAAAUCGAUUUACACUAGCACAAGAUACGGCGCUGACCAAAUACUGCCACCAACUCGAUGAAGCGAACAUCGCUGCUACCGGCGGGAUGAUCGAGAUUACUGGGAACUAUCUGCUACGUCGAGGUCCACGAGGGCGCGACUGCGCGCUUCUCUCAAAGAUGUGGGCGUAUCGCUUCUUGGAGCGCAUGAAUAUCGAACUUCGGCAUCCGAAUAAAGUGCGUGUGAACCUCAAAAGACUCAAAGAUGAGCAUUUGGACGUCUUUGUGGAUUGGUUUAGCCAGCUGAAGAGUAAGGUCGAGGAACAUGAUAUCGGUCCGUCGAAUAUUUACAAUAUGUCGCUCGGUUUUCAGUUCCAUCAACGAGGUCUGCGAAGGGGAGUUGUUACGGAUAUUGAGGGCAGCGAUACGUCUGCUGCUGCACGCUUGAAGAGCGGGUUCUUAACCACGAUUGAGUUUAUGAGCGCGCGCCGGGCUGCGUUCAAUGAACUGACCAUCCGCGAUAUGUUCGCCAAUUGUGGCAUCUGGCCCAUUGACUCGGAGAAGAUCAUUCGGCCACUACGGGACCAGCUCGCGGAAAUUCAGGAAACUGAAGCCGUACGUGAGCAGCUGUGCAGCGAACCUACCCCCGAGCCCCGUGCACCCAGCCCUCCACCACGAGCGAUUCGCAUAGUACGUGCUCGAGCUGAAGAAGCCGUUGCCUUGCAAAAGAAGGAUGCAAACCAAGUCAGGCAUCAACUCCGCCAAAUUUAUAAUCUCAAUCUCAGGACAUGCGGGAUGGUGCUUCAGCUCCAAGAGGAUAUGAAGCGGAAGAUGGAUUUCCAGCAGCAACGGCCACAGAAUAGACCACUACCGGACAAGGUUCUACCGCGCAGGGAUAUCAAGACAUCCAGACUGGCCCUUUCGCGUGUUGGAAGGAAGAAAUUAGCAGCCCAGGCGAGGCGGAGGAAGAAUCGGGCGAAAUAUGGGAUCGCAGGAGCUAGUAAGCGACUAGCAGCUUCAGAUAUUGUGGAGAUAGAUUAG